This is a messenger RNA of Closterium sp. NIES-65, 618 nucleotides long. Lineage: Eukaryota; Viridiplantae; Streptophyta; Zygnematophyceae; Desmidiales; Closteriaceae. The record is from the annotation of a GenBank genome assembly.
AUGAUCAAGAUCAAAGAUAGCAACCCCCGCCCUAGACCGCUCUCCCCAGCGAGGGAUCUCAAAGGCCUCUGGGAACUGGGUCUCACGAGUGCGCUGCUGCUACUAGCACUGACCACCACCAGACCAGACCCACUCCUUUGCGCAGAGCUGCGACUAGCUGCCAUCGCCGCCUCCGCCACCUCUGCCGCCUCCGCCACCUCCGCCGCCUCCGCCACCUCCGCCGCCUCCGCUCCCUCCGCCACCGCCGCCGCCUCAUCCGCCUCCACUGCUGCCACCUACACCUCCACCCUCGCCACCAAUCCCACCACCCCCACCCCCUCCACUGCCUCCACCACCCCCUCCACAGCCCCCGCCAGCCCCUCUAGCGCCCUUGCCCCCCUUGCCCUUGCCAGUGUGGCGUCUCCUGCUAGAGGCAGACGCAGCGCCGACCGACUCAAAACCAACGAGGUCGGCCGCAGCAGCAGAAGCAACAGAGGGCAAGAGGGGGGAGGGGGAACACCCCUCAAAGACGGGGGUGCGAGGGUCAUCACGAGAGGCUCCUACAGUGACUAUGCUCUUCUCUGCUGUCAGGAGGCGCUCCUCGAGGAGGUCAACGGUGAGUGUGGUGGGGCAAACUGA